Molecule: messenger RNA, 1489 nt
Organism: Chara braunii
Lineage: Eukaryota; Viridiplantae; Streptophyta; Charophyceae; Charales; Characeae
Source: the annotation of a GenBank genome assembly
UGGACAGUCUUUUCUUUUCGAAUUUUGAUUUAUUUAAAUUCUUUCUUAAUUAUUAUUCUUUGCUUGAUUAGGGAACUGUUCAAUUUGGGAUCUGUCCUACCCUUCCCACCUGUCUGCCCCCUACCUGUUCCUCCCCCUCCAGUCCGGGCACUGGGCCAGUCCGUCGGAUUGGCCCUCGAGUGACUCUUCAGACUUCGGGCACAGCAGUGCAUGACACUGCUCACUCGAUCACAGACCAAGGCCAUGGACCGGAAGGCGGGGGAAUCCCUCCUGAGCUAUGAGGAACGCCUGGCAGCAUUCAUUCAAGAGGCCAACGAUAGGGCCGCCCCCGCGGCCAAGGAACGUCAGCAGCUUGAACAAGAGGAGGAGGCCAAGCGACAGAAGGAGGAACAGGACCGACUUCGUCAAGAGGAGGCAGACCUGCAGGCGGCAGCUGAACACCGGUCACGCCAGCGGGAACGACUGUUCACACGGGAGACCGUGAUCGGCGAUGAGGCUGCACGUUGGGUGGAAGUGGCAUCUACAGACGAGGCCCCGGAGACUGAGAAAGGGCUGUCAGCCCUUGCACAGGUCUCCCACGACCUCGUGGCCACCUGCGCUCUGCAGCAGGAGGAAAUCCUCCACCUGCAGCAGACAGUGAACGAUCGACAUCUGUGCUUGUACCACCGAUCUGGUGGUGCGUGUCAAGCAUGGCUGGACAACAUCUUGACCAGCCACGGUGUAGCAGUGUCGGAACUACACACCAAGCUCACUUGGCAGGAGUUGACYGACGCCUGGCACAAGCGAUUCCAAGUGGAGCCGCCCGACCUGCAAGCGAUGGACAAGCUCAACAAGCUCCAUCAAAACACGCUGCUCAGUCAGGAAUGGAUCACCGAGUUUCAAAGACUCACCUCCACACCUAACCUGCCGCUCGCAUUCCGCGCCAUCAAGCACUUGUUUAUCAUGCGCUCGUGUCCGGCGCUGCAAAAUGCGCUUACGCAGAUUGCAGAGACACUCGACACAUCCRACAAGCUUUUUAGCACAGCGUCACGGAUCAUUCUGACAAAUAUCGAAGCCCGCAACGCAGGCCGAUCUUCCGCGACGACGAGCGACACCCAGCUCAAGCCAAAGGUGGCUUGCAUUAUUUCUUCCGAGGCUGCAACACCAAACGAGGGUGAAGUGUUGGCAGCUGCCCGGGAUGGUGGCCGGCCGCGCAACAACCACGGCCGCGACAAGACGAAGACUCAAUCCACCUCGACACCGAGCACCGGAUCAGCCGCCGACCAACCUUGGGUACAAUACGGACUCUCGGCGAACUCUUAUCGCACGCGCCUCAAGUACCGGUAUUGCCUUUGGUGCAACAGCACCAUCCACGAUGCUGCACAUUGCCCCACCAAGGGGAAACCCCGUCAGGGAAAGUAGGCGCCGCCGAGGGAAACUCGACACCUCCCUCGACACCAUCGGAAGCGGUUGUGGCCACGACCGCCCUUUCUUCCGAGGCAUAUGCGGA